UCAUAUUUGGAUAAUAUUGAAAGUUUGCUAAAAAAUGAAAAAAUUGAAACUGAUAUCAUAAAUACUAUUACGGUAAAACAAGGUGAUAAUUUGAUAAAUGUUAAAUCUCCAACUGACGAUAAAAUUUCUGAGUACUGGACCAUCAGCCACUAUAAAGUGAAAAAUAUUAAGAAUGUUGAUAGCAAGAACAGAUGGAAAGAAGCUGAAUGUAGUCUUAAAGUAACGAUAACCGAUGAAGAAAAAGAUCAAGAGCUUAAGAAUAAUUUAUCAGAGGUCGUACAAACAAUAUUUACACGCUUUAUGUCUGAUCCUAAGAGGAAGAUAAUAAGAUCUAAAUUAUCAAAGAAUUAAUUAAUAUAUUUAUUAAUGACUGUAGAAAAAAUAUGAAUAUAUAAUAGGUACUAUGCAAAAUAAAAAAUGUUUAGUUUUAAUAUACUUGUGUUAUGAAACAUAUGU
This is a messenger RNA of Myzus persicae (green peach aphid), 456 nucleotides long. RefSeq lists its product as uncharacterized. Lineage: Eukaryota; Metazoa; Arthropoda; Insecta; Hemiptera; Aphididae. The transcript is spliced from 2 exons. The annotation marks the transcript as partial. The record is from RefSeq and is a predicted model, not a curated record.